Messenger RNA from Tupaia belangeri chinensis (Chinese tree shrew), 728 nucleotides. It is a transcript of the gene HSPB3, whose product is annotated as heat shock protein family B (small) member 3. Gene Ontology annotation, cellular component: nuclear speck; cytoplasm. The coding region runs from base 149 to 601 and encodes 150 amino acids. NCBI's taxonomy places the organism in Eukaryota, Metazoa, Chordata, Mammalia, Scandentia, Tupaiidae. The record is from RefSeq and is a predicted model, not a curated record. The transcript has a single exon.
AGGGUGCGGUCUGAUUCAGGCCUAAGGAGGCAGUUGCAUCUGGGCAGGGCAGUAAACGAACUAGCUGUUCUAACAGCUGAUCUAGUCGGCUGGUGGCCGAUUGGAGCUGGGCAAAGGGAAGCUGUUCAAUGCUGCUUUUGCCUCCGCUAUGGCAAAAAUCAUUCUAAGGCACCUCAUAGAGACUCCAGUGCGUUACCAGGAGGAGUUUGAAGCCCGAGGUUUGGAAGACUGCAGGUUGGAUCACGCAUUAUAUGCGCUGCCUGGGCCAACCAUCGAGGACCUGAGAAAAACCAGGGCAGCGCUGCCUUCUCCAGCAGAAUCAGCACCAGAGAUGCCACCCCAAGAAGGCAAAUCCCGCUUUCAGAUUCUGUUGGAUGUGGUUCAGUUCCUCCCCGAAGAUAUCAUCAUUCAGACCUUCGAAGGCUGGCUGCUGAUAAAGGCUCACCAUGGAACCAGAAUGGAUGAGCAUGGUUUUAUCUCCAGAAGCUUCACCCGACAGUACCGGCUACCAGAUGAUGUUGAAACUAAAGAUUUGUCUGCGAUCCUCUGUCAUGAUGGAAUUUUAGUGGUGGAAGCCAAGGAUCCAGUUGGGACCAAGUGAAACCUCAUCAGUUCCUGUUCAGUCAACAUGAGGAAGAUGCUAGUGCAGCCCGUGUACCACAAGCACGCGUGUGCUUCUCAACGUUUGAAAUGAUUUGCUAUGGUUUUUAUGAAGAUUAAAAAUAUGU